AUGUUUCAGAUGAAUGGGCCUGGACCUUCAUCAGUAGGUUCCACUAGUAACACUAAUCAUCCUUCCUCAGUUAGUCAUGGAAAUUAUAUGGGACCAGGAACAGUGGUACAGUCUCAAGCCACAGCUCAAGCACCAGCACAUACUACUUCACAGCAGAACACGCCUUCCCAGCCUAGUGUUUUGCAAGAAUUAUUAUUGAAUCCAUCAAAUCAGAACAACCAAACUUUGAAUAGCCCACGUCCACCAUUCACCUCUCAGUAUCAAACAAGGAGUCCAGUAACAAGUGCUACGAUGAUCACCUCAGGAAAUUGUCCUUCAAAUGUAGCGCUCUCUGUUUCGCCACGAGGAUUACGGGCAUCUGGUCCGCAGUUAUAUGGGCCUGCAGGUCAUAGUGAUAUGACCAUGCAGCAGAAUGCUGGAACUCAGCUUGGUCAUCCAGGUCAACAAGGAAGUUAUGUUUCUUCUCAAAUUAUGCCUCCACAUAAUCAGCAACCUCCUCAGUCUCUGUCAUACGCCUACCAACCACCAGGUUCUCGACCAGUAUAUGCUAAUACAGGUUCUCGAGCGGUUUAUGCAGGGACUACACGUGGUGGUGCACCACAAUCCGUAGGUAUGACUCGAAAUGGUACUCCUAUUAUGCUUAAUGGGGCCUCGGCUCCACGAAUGAGAGCUACUCAUCAAGGCAUAAUGACAAUGCCGCAAGGAAAUGGACAAAUGAUGCGAGCAGUAAUGGUUCAGCAAGGUCCACCAUACGAUCAAAAUAGCUACACUUUGCCUCCGCAGCGUACUUCAGAUCCUUAUGGCAUUCCACCGACACAAACUGGAGCAUCACAAAAUUAUGCUCAGCUGACACAAGGUCAUUUGGUAGCCAGAAAUCAACCACUGCCCUAUGCAAAUGCACCAAAUGCUCCACCAACAAUGCAAAAUAGUGCGAUAAUGUCACACAUAAUGGAGCAUUCGACAAUGUCACCGCAACAACAACCGAGCCAACAACCACCACCAACUCCUUCAUCGUCACUAACUCAUGGAAAUGUAAUGUCAUCUCAAAUGAGCACAUCCGCAGCUACAGUAGCGACAGCUUCGGGUGUCAUCUCGGGCCUAAAAUCUGGAUUGUCGUCAAGUCUACCUCCAACUCAAAUUUCAUCAAUAAGCACUUCAGCAGCUAGUCAAAUGCAACAGUUUACUGGUAUGAACAGCAGUACACUUCGAGAAGGGUCAUCAAUAAGCAAUGCACUUCCAACUAGUGCCUCACAUGGAAAUAAUCAAGACCCUGGUCGAAGGAAACUAAUUCAGUUACAAUUGGUGUUGCUUUUGCAUGCACACAAAUGUCAGCAAAGGGAAAGAUCUGCGGAGGGUGCGAAUGGACGAUACACUUGCACUUUACAGCAUUGCCCAACGAUGAAGGGCGUAUUACAGCAUAUGACGUCAUGUAAUAGUGGAAGUGCUUGUAAUUAUCCCCAUUGUCCAUCAUCACGACAGAUUAUCUCACACUGGAAGAACUGUGUGCGUGAUGACUGCCCUGUAUGUACACCAUUAAAAAGUAGACAAAAUGUUGUGCAAACAACGGAUCGGCGAACUAUUUCCGAAGGAAAUUAUUUGAACUCUAAUUCAGGUGCUGAAUCUUUUGGCUCUGCUAGUAUAGGAUCAACUCAAUCAAUGCAAUGUGGACCAAAUAGUACCACAGACGUAGAGGGUGUUAGUAUACCCAAUCGAAUCACUUCACAGUCCGGUCCUGUCACUUCUUUGCCGCCAAAUACAAACACACAAAACGUUCCAACGUUCGAUACUCCAGUCCCAACAGCAAGCAAUGCUUUUCUUAUAGACUUCAACCCAACGAAUGAUCCGUUUCGGUCACCAAACCCCCCAAAUAAAUUGGUGCCGUCUGUAGGGAAAACUUCCAGUAUUUCACUUGCUUCGAAAGACAUCAUUGGUUUGCCACCUCCAGAUGCACCAGCAGUCAAGAAAUUAUGGCAAAAAGAGGUAACCGAAGAUCUUCGAAAUCAUUUGGUCCAAAAACUUGUGGAAACUAUAUUUCCAUCUCCUGAUCCUGCAUCAAUUCACGAUCAGCGUAUCAAAGAUCUCGUCAACUAUGCUCGAAAAGUUGAACGAGAAAUGUUUGAAUUAGCCAAUCACCGCGGAGAAUAUUAUCAUCUGCUGGCAGAAAAAAUUUAUAAAAUUCAAAAAGAACUGCAAGAAAAGAAGAUCAAAAGGUUACAUGAACAAGGACAAGUGGGUGCUGUAGUUGGCGUACAGCCACCUCAGCCAGGUGUGGAUUUUGACAUGCCUGGACCACCGAAUCGAACAACUCCAUCAUUCCAACCAAAUAUUGGUAUCAAUCCACAGCAAAGGAAUGGAUUGUCUACCUCAGCAUGUACGGGUGGAAAUGCUAUGACGAAUGGUCAGGCUGUGAGUUCAGGGAUAAAAAUGGAAGUGCCUGAUGAUGUGACUAUCGGUACUGAACUAACAAGUACUACAGAUGUCCUAGGAUGUUCCUUGAAACCUGGAACAUCGAAUACAGUAAAUGGCGAAAAAAGUAGGUCAUCGAUAGGUGUUACGAAAACUGAGGUCAAAACUGGUAAAGCUGAUAAUAAAGGGGAUGUAAAAAUGGAAGAAAGAAAGGAGUUACCUGACAAGGUAUUCGAUGCAAACGAAUUACGAAACAAUUUGAAACCGGUAUUAGAUAAGCUUCUCAGUAUGGAAGAAUCAAUACCGUUCAGAAUUCCAGUAGACCCUGAAAUUCUUGGCAUUCCGGAUUAUUUCGAUAUUGUGAAGAAACCGAUGGAUUUGUCAACAGUUAGUCGAAAACUGGAUACCGGAGAGUAUAAGAAUCCAUGGGGUUUCAAUGAUGACAUGUGGUUGAUGUUUGAUAAUGCUUGGCUUUAUAAUCGGAAGAACUCGAAAGUGUACAAAUAUUGCAAUAAGCUAAGUGAAGUGUUUGUGGAAGAAAUUAAUCCAGUUAUGCAAAAGAUGGGUUAUUGUUGCGGGCAGAAAUUGUCAUUUACGCCUCUAGCACUGUUUUGUUAUGGGCAGUCGAUGUGUACGAUUGCUCGAGAUCAAACAUAUCACGUUUAUGAAACAACAUCCACUCAGUAUCUUGUAACAGUUUCGGAGCGUUAUACUUAUUGUACGAAAUGUUUUGAAGCUUUACCGGAAAGUGGAAUAAGUUUGAGUGAGAACCCAAAUGAUACAUCGAACAUGGUACCAAAGUCAAAAUUUGUACAAAUGAAGAAUGAUCAAAUCGACUUUGAACCUUUUGAGAAAUGUAUAAAAUGUUUCCGAAAAUGGCACAGAGUUUGCGCUCUUUUCAGCAAAAAAGUUUUUCCAGAUGGUUUCAUUUGUGCAACUUGUCGUCAUGAGCAGAAUUUGGCACUAGCAGAAAACCGUUUCACAGCUAAGAAAUUACCACAUUGUCAGUUGUCAAGAUUUAUUGAAGAACGUGUAAAUAAAUUUAUGAAAAGUAAUCCAGCUGGUAAAGAUUACGAAGUGAUCAUCCGCGUACUUUGCGCAGCCGAUAAGGAAGUUGAAGUGAAACCUCUAAUGAAACAAAAAUAUGGUCCUCUUGGUUUCCCGGAAAAAUUUCCUUACAGAACGAAAGCAAUCUUUGCUUUCGAAGUUAUUGAUGGCGUAGAAGUAUGUUUUUUUGGUUUGCACGUACAAGAGUAUGGAAGUAAUUGUCCACCACCAAAUAGGAGAAGAGUGUAUAUUGCUUAUUUGGAUUCCGUGCAUUUUUUCCAACCGCGCCAGUUGCGUACAGAAGUGUAUCAUGAGAUUUUAUUAGGUUAUCUAAACUAUGCGAUGAUGUUAGGUUAUACAAUGGCCCAUAUUUGGGCGUGUCCACCAUCCGAGGGAGAUGACUACAUUUUUCAUUGUCAUCCACCCGAACAACGGAUACCAAAACCUAAGCGUCUUCAAGAUUGGUACAAAAAAAUGUUGGACAAAGGUGUUGGAGAACAUACUGUUUUUGACUAUAAAGAUAUAUAUAAACAAGCGCGAGAUGAGAAUUUAGUGACGCCGAUGGAAUUAUCUUAUUUUGAAGGUGAUUUUUGGCCAAAUGUAAUUGAAGAUUGUAUUCGUGAAGCGCAGAAUGAAGAGCAAGAGCGUAAGCGUCAAGAAGAGGCUGCUCGUCAAGAGCAGCAGCAUGCAGAGGAUGAAGAUGGUGAUGAUUUGUUCAAUGAUGGUGAUAAUGGAAAAAGUAAGAAAAACAGCAAAAAGAAAAAUAAUUUAAAAAAGGGUAAUGCAAAAAACAAGAAAAAAGUGUGUUCACAAACCGGCAAUGAAGUCACUGAUAAAUUAUACAUAAACUUUGAAAAACAUAAAGAAGUGUUUUUCACUAUUCGACUCAUGAGUCCACAGUCGGAACUGUCAGCACAAAACAAUGAAAUAAAGGACCCUGAUCCAUUGAUAGCAAGUGAUCUUAUGGAUGGACGUGAUACAUUUUUAACUAGGGCUCGUGAUGAGCAUUGGGAGUUUUCGUCGUUACGUCGUGCUAAGUAUUCUACCAUUUGCUUUUGCCAUGCUUUGCACAAUCAGGAGAAGGGCGAGGGACUUUCAUACACUUGCAAUAGUUGUCAAAAAACAGCUAUUUGGCAUUGUACUACAUGUGAAGAUUUCGAUCUCUGCAACAAAUGCUAUGAAACAAUGUCACAUCCGCAUAAGCUGGAGAAGGUUAGUACAUUAGUCGAAGAGGAAGAUAAACAUGAUUCAAGUAAUUCACGAACCGAAAGUAUUCAGCGUUGUAUCCAAUCGUUAGUACAUGCUUGUCAAUGCCGCGAUGCCAAUUGUCGUCGUUCAACGUGCCAUAAGAUGAAGCGUAUUGUGCAGCAUACCAAAGGUUGCAAGAAGCGACAAACUGCAAAUUGUGCUAUUUGCAAACAGCUUAUUGCACUAUGUUGCUAUCAUGCAAAACAUUGUAACGGAACCUCUUGCCAGGUACCAUUUUGUUUGAAUAUUCGGCAGAAAUUACAAGAGCAACGUAGAUCUCAGAAUCGCCGUGCUGAUAUGAUGAUGCGUCGGCGCAUGGAUAUGCUUUCUAAUGGAUAUGGUGGUACUAGUACACCAGGUCCAUCACAAACUGCUGGUUUGUCACAACCAGUAACAACUCAUCAUGGUCCUGGGACAUUACAAGGUUAUCAAAGUACAGGUAUGACGCAUCUGCAGCAUAUGCAAGUAGGGCAACCACAGAAUAUUAUUUCACCUGGACAACAGCAAAUGACGCAGAUACAGCUACAACAACAUCAGUAUCAUGGCAAAGGUGGAGGUCUAAGGGGAAACUCUCAAAUGCAUAUGAUAGGAGUGCCAACAACACUGCAGCAGAGUCAUUCAAUCUCACAAGUUCAGCAGCAACAAGCAACACAUCAGCAAACUGUGCGUAUGAAUAUGACACCACAGAUAAGUAGUAUGCAGAGGUCGGGAAUGGCUGGACAAAUGCAGCAUGCCCAGCAACCGUUAAAUCCUCCUCCAUAUGGACGUGGUGGUACUCAGCAAAAUGCUUAUAUGUCGGGUACAGCAGGACCAUCUUCUAGUUAUGGUAGCAGUAGUGGACAGUCAAUAAUGAUUGGGCAAAAUAUGUCACAAAAUUCUCAAGCACCAGCAAUCAUGCAGCAAGGAAUGCAAAAUUUACGUGCUAAAGUGUAUACAGGACAACCUAUUGAUCGCACUACACUGCAGCAAGAUCCACAAAUGCAAGCAAUAUUAACGAGGUUUAAAAAUGCAGAACGAACAGAAGACAAAGAUAAAGUAUUGAAUGAUUUGAAAAAAACUCCUCAUCUUUUUGCUGCUUUUUUCAAAAUGACCAGUAAUGAUAGAAGUAGUGGAGAUAUUAUGCAGGGCAUAAAUCAGCAGCAACUCAAUGCUAUGCAGCAGCAACAACAAGGAUUGAUGAGACAGCCACAGAUGGUCACUCAGCAAAGCGGGCAAUGGCAGCAGGGUACAGUAUCUCAGCAACAGUUUUACCAACAACAACAGCCACAAAUAUCACAAAGUAAUCAGCAGCAACCUAGGGGUCCAGGAGGUCAAUAUGCUUCCAUAAAUUCACAAACUCAGUUAAGCGGUACUACAAUGGCACAGCCUCAGCCACAACCACAAUGGCAGCAGCAGUUCCAGCGAAAUCCGCAACCUGUAAGUCCUGCAAUGCAGUCUCAAUUUAACCAGGUCCGUUCACCUCCAGUCGGCCGUUCACCAUCUGUAGGUAACGUCGCCCAGUCAUCACUGAUGCAGCCUGGUACGGCACAGCCAACUGUACAGCAAAUGCAACAAGGGACUGUUAAUCAAGAUCAGCAACCGUAUAGAUGA
Molecule: messenger RNA, 6291 nt
Organism: Thelazia callipaeda (thelaziosis nematode)
Lineage: Eukaryota; Metazoa; Nematoda; Chromadorea; Rhabditida; Thelaziidae
Source: the annotation of a GenBank genome assembly